AUGGUCAAGGUGAAGGUCCAGACGUCGCCUGCCGGCACGUUCCCCGUUGAGCUCGGCCCUGCCGUCGCCGCCAUGAAGGCGAACGCCGCCGAGACCCGCUACCCUUCUUCUUCUUCGAGAAGGUCGUCGAGGCGUUCUACACGCACGCUCACGGAGCCCAAGGACUCGUACCCCAAGAGCACGCAGCUCGGUGUCACGUUCGCCUCGGGUUACCUUGCCGGUGUCAUCUGCGCCAUCGUCUCGCACCCCGCCGACUCGCUCGUCUCGCUCAUGGGCAAGGCUGAGAACAAGGGCAAGGGCCUCGGCCAGAUUGCCUCGGAGACCGGCCUCGCCAACCUCGCCACGAAGGGCCUCGGCACGCGUAUCAUCAUGAUCGGUACGCUUACGGGUCUCCAGUGGUGGAUCUACGACUCGUUCAAGUCGGCGCUCGGCAUGGGCACGACCGGCGGUGUUGCCAAGAAGUAA
Saprolegnia parasitica CBS 223.65 is the source of this 465-nucleotide messenger RNA. RefSeq lists its product as hypothetical. Gene Ontology annotation, cellular component: mitochondrial inner membrane. Gene Ontology annotation, molecular function: phosphate transmembrane transporter activity. Gene Ontology annotation, biological process: mitochondrial phosphate ion transmembrane transport. Bases 1 to 465 code for a protein of 154 amino acids. The transcript has 2 exons. Lineage: Eukaryota; Oomycota; Saprolegniomycetes; Saprolegniales; Saprolegniaceae. The record is from RefSeq and is a predicted model, not a curated record.